Racocetra persica is the source of this 138-nucleotide messenger RNA. Lineage: Eukaryota; Fungi; Glomeromycota; Glomeromycetes; Diversisporales; Gigasporaceae. The record is from the annotation of a GenBank genome assembly.
GAUGACUUUUAUAUGAUUGGUUGUUUAAAUGCGUUCUCAAGCACCUCUAUCAAUGAAUUCAAUGAAGAAUCUGAUUGGCCAGUUUUAUCAGACAGACCAUUCAGAUUCUCUGUUGAGUCCAUUGAGAAAGGUGCUUGA